GGACGGUGCUGGAGGCGUUGCCGGCGAGCCAGAGGCCCCCUCCGCCACCCGCCUGCCUGGCGGAGGCCGGCGAUUGGGCGCAAUGGGCGCGUGACUCCCCGCGGGCCUGCGCCCCUGCAUCGCGGUGGGAGGGCUGGAGGGUGGGAGGCUGUCCUCUCCGGUCGCCUCAACUCCGCCCCCUCCCACCUAUCCGCUAACGCCACGCAGCCCUUCACCCUCUAUAGGAGCAUCUUGUGGGGAAGAUGGAGGGGCUGAAAGACAAAACGCUGCAGGAGCUGGAGGACAUGCAGAAUGACCCGGAUGCCAUUACCCGGCUGGCCUUGGAGUCUCCUGAGGUCCAGGACCUUCAGUUAGAACGAGAGAUGGCACUAGCCACCAACCGGAGCCUGGCAGAGCAGAACUUGGAGUUCCAGGGUCCCUUGGAAAUCAGCCGCUCUAACCUUUCAGACAAAUACCAGGAGCUGCGGAAGCUUGUGGAACGGUGCCAGGAACAGAAAGCCAAGCUGGAGAAAUUUUCCUCAGCAUUGCAACCUGGGACCUUGCUGGACCUUCUGCAGAUCGAAGGCAUGAAGAUUGAGGAGGAGUCUGAGGCCAUGGCUGAGAAGUUCCUGGAAGGUGAGGUGCCCUUGGAGACCUUCUUAGAGUCCUUCUCCUCCAUGAGGACACUGCUGCACCUGCGCCGAGUCCGCGUGGAGAAGCUCCAGGACGUGGUGAGGCGGCCCCGGGCUUUGCCGGAGUUGGCUGGAGAUGCCCCUCCACCACGUCCACCGCCCCCACGCCCAGCGCCCCAGGCGACACCCCCUGUGACUGAAGACCAGCCUCCACAGCCCUCUGUUGUGACUCCCUACCCUUUACCCUACAGCCCAUCGCCAGGCUUGCCUGUGGGCCCUACAGCCCAGGGAGCCCUACAGCCAGCCCCCUUCCCUGUGGUGUCCCAGCCUUCCUCCUAUGGUGGGCCUCUGGGUCCAUCUUACCCAGCACCUCAGCCAGGACCCAGGGCUGCUGCGGGCUACUCUUGGUCCCCACAGAGGAGUGUGCCACCUGUGCCUGGCUAUCCUAUGGUCCCAACUAGCACCUCUGGUCCAGGAUACCCAUUAAUGGGAAGCCGAGCUCCUGCUCCUGGGUAUCCCCAACAGUCCCCCUACCUACCAUCAAGAAGCAAACCUCCCUACCCAACACAACCUCAGCUCCCAGGCUUCCCAGGACAGCCACAGCCUCCAGUGCCCCCUCAACCUCCAUAUCCUCCUGGGCCAACCCCUCCCUAUGGCUUUCAUCCUCCAGGACCUGCCUGGCCUAGAUACUAGCCCUGAUCCCUGUCCACCUUCUUCCUUCCAUCUGCACCAUGACCUCUGGCCUCCAUCUGCUGAGAUUUGAGGUUGACACUGGAAGUGGGGCCAAUACUCCCUGCAGAGUAGGGACACAUAGGCCCCUGAAAGGCCCUGGACAGUGCAACAUGGGUCCUUCUGGGAGCACCUUUUGCCAGGGACCAGCUCAGCACAUCCUGAGGUAGCCUGGUGUGAGCCCAGGAUUCUCCAGUGUCUGCAUGAGCAAGUGUGUUCGACUAUGCACGGCUUCCUGCGCUUGCUCCCUGCCAUCUGAACCAGUGCAGAGUGAUCUUGAUGACAGGCAGGCUCUCCCUUAGAACUUGGCAUGAUUCAUGUGGAGCCAAGGGCCAAGGGACACAGCUCUGUCUUUCCAUUUAAGGAUGGUCUAUCUCAUUUACCACAGUUGGGUCGACGGAAGUAACAGUCAGGAAAAACAGGGACUUUGAGUCCUAAAAGCCAUAAUUUAGCUGCUGUGCCAAUGUCAGGCUAGUAUGUUCUGUGCGCUGGCUGGAACCACAGCAGCACUGAUGAGGGAGCUGGGGAAUGCCAGGGGAAACCCAGGCCUCGCUUGUAUGUUUGAAUGCCCUAGGGGUCACCCUGAAGCCUCUGGCUGGGGUUGAGGACCCGGUUACCUCCCAGCCACCAUUUCACUCCUGGGGCCCUCUACUUCCGGCUGGCUUUUUCUGAGGUUCACCCAUCCCUCCACUCCUUUAGUGCCUUGAAUCUCAUUCGCUAGUAGCCCCUCUAUCCUUGUGUUAUCCUGUCCUGUCCCCAAUGUUCCUGCAAGACAGAUAGCGGCCCUGCCCUCACAGAAUAUCCCAAUGGUGCUCCCAGACAUCAUCACUACAUUGGGUUGGUUUCUCUACACUCUCUCGUCUUCAGAAUGUAAAGAGCAGGGAUUGUGAGUGCAGCCCCAGCACUUGGUGGGGGCCAAAGCUGUUUAGUAAUAAAAGUGUCUACACUAUCUCAAAGGGGUUGCAGCAGACGAUACAUCAGUGUGGCCGGUCCAGAUGUGAACCAGGUCUCAGGGUGGCCCCUGGAGCUGCCACACGUUUGAAAGUUGUAUGUGCCUUGAAAUAUCUCCUGCCUGGGUACCCAGCCUCUGGUGGGCCAAGGUGCUGGGGUCACGGAGGAACCCCAUCUUCUGGUGCCACCCUGCCCACAGGGUGCAUUACCAACUCUGCUUGCUUCUCCUAAGUUAUUUAUAGAAAGGAAUCACUAAUGGAGUCUGGUCGACUGCUGCUGAACUGAAUGAAUGACCGCCUGUUUGUGUAAUUGCCAUAAUAAACGUUGAUGAGUUCCCA
Molecule: messenger RNA, 2629 nt
Organism: Alexandromys fortis (reed vole)
Lineage: Eukaryota; Metazoa; Chordata; Mammalia; Rodentia; Cricetidae
Gene: Vps37c
Product: VPS37C subunit of ESCRT-I
Exons: 5
Coding region: 243-1304 (353 amino acids)
Biological process (GO): protein targeting to vacuole; ubiquitin-dependent protein catabolic process via the multivesicular body sorting pathway; protein targeting to membrane
Cellular component (GO): ESCRT I complex
Source: RefSeq, a predicted model, not a curated record